Messenger RNA from Sphaerodactylus townsendi, 2711 nucleotides. Its product is annotated as ryncolin-3-like. The transcript is spliced from 9 exons. NCBI's taxonomy places the organism in Eukaryota, Metazoa, Chordata, Lepidosauria, Squamata, Sphaerodactylidae. Bases 1047 to 2117 code for a protein of 356 amino acids. The record is from RefSeq and is a predicted model, not a curated record.
UUUAUUUUACGGAUGACUUGGAAUGGACCUAUAUACUUGUGUCCAAGUUUUUUGUAUUUAUGAAUUUCUCUAAGGUUCUUGGUAGACAAAUAAACCGUAUCUCCAGCAGCCAGGGUUAUGGGACAGUGAUGCUUUUCUGCCUGCACUUUGUGUGAGUCCUUGGCCUUUUGAAGUGUGCGGAGGAUGGGAUCCCAGCCCUCCACAAUCUGCUGAAUCCACUCCUGCUAUUCAGGAGGAUCGACAGCAGGCUGCCUUAAAAAGGAGAGAGGCUUGCCAGACUGCCUGGAGACUGCUUCAGAGGGUGUUUUUCCUGUUCUACUAUGGACAGCAUUAUUGUAAGCAUAUUCAGCAUAGGGUAGGAGAUCUACCCAAUUAUCUUGAUGGUAGUUACUGUAACACCUAAGAUAUUGUUCUAGGGUCUGAUUGGUCUGUUCCAACUGGCCGUCUGAUUCAUCGUGAUAAGUUGAAGAUAAGCCUUGCUCCACCCCCAGGAGUUGUAGGAACACCCUCCAGAAUUUUGAGACAAAUUGAUUGCCCCUGUCAGAAAUAAUUUCGCCUGGGGUGGAGUGUAAACGAAAAAUAUGCUGAAUGAACAUUUUGGCCAGUUUAGUAGUGCUUGGGAGGAACAUGGAAUGAAAUGCACUUGUUUUGGAAAUAAAUCGACCACCAUCCAAAUUACAGUAUUUUCAUGGCUGGCGGGCAAAUCAGUAAUAAAAUCCAUAGAAAUAACCUUCCAAGGACUGGUGGGGGCUGGUAUUAGCUGAAGGAGCACUUGUGGUUUACCUGGAUUCCCUUUGGCCAUGGCAUAAGUAGAACAACCUCUGAUAUAGGUUUCUAUAUCUUUGCACAUAGAAUGCCACCAAAAUUGGAGACUAAGAAGGUGUAAGGUUUUUACAAAUCCAAAGCGUCCAACUGUUUUGGAAUCAUGCCCCUACUGGAUGAUUGCUCUGCAAAGCGGAGGCGGUAAAAAGACAGAGCAUUUGCCAAAAGGUAUCUAGCUCAAGAAGAGGGAACGAAGCAGUGCAGGUAGUUGCCAAGAGGAUAAGAUGGUGCCCCAGAAGUCUCUCUCCUUCACUCUGAUCUUCCUUGUUGCAGUUGUAGAGUCUGGCUUGGCGCAGGAUGCUGAAACUGACUGUUGUGCAGAGCUGAAAGGCUUGCCCCAAUGUCGUCCACGCAUGUUCGUUAUCCGGGGCAAAACAGGGAUUCCAGGUGCACCCGGCAUUCCAGGAACUCCUGGGCCACUUGGGAUGAAGGGGGACAUUGGCUUUCCGGGGCCUCCUGAGCUGAAAGGCUUGCUCCAAGGUCAUCCACGCAUGUUCGUUAUCCGGGUCCAACCAGGGAUUCCAGGUGCACCCGGCAUUCCAGGAACUCCUGGGCUACCUGGGAUGAAGGGGGACGUUGGCCUUCCGGGGCCUCCUGGUUUUGUUUGGGAGCCUGGGAAGGUUGGACCAAACGGGGAUCAAGGAAACAGAGGAGCCCGGGACUGCAAAGAACUGUUAGACCACGGGGAGAUUCUUAGCGGGUGGUACACCAUCUUCCCCGUUACAGGGAAAAGACUAACCGUGUUCUGUGAUAUGGAGACAGAUGGAGGAGGCUGGCUGGUGUUCCAGCGGCGACAAGAUGGAUCCAUGCAUUUCUAUCGUGACUGGGAGUCCUACAAGAAAGGCUUUGGGAAUCAGGAAUCAGAGUUCUGGCUGGGCAAUGACAACAUCCACCUGCUCACCAGCAAUGGAAGGUACCUCCUGCGGAUUGAUGCUGAGGACUUCAGUAAUUUCAGAACUUUUGCCCUGUAUACUGGCUUCCAAAUCCUGAGCGAGAAGGAAAACUAUAAACUGGUCUUGGGUGCUUAUUCCCAAGGUGACAUGGGAGAUUCCCUCACAGUGCACAAUCAGAUGGCAUUUUCAACGCACGAGAGAGAUAACGAUAUCAGUUAUACCGCCAACUGUGCUGAGCUAUACAAGGGUGGCUGGUGGUAUAAGGAAUGCCACAUGUCUAACCUCAACGGACUUUACUUGAAAGGGGAUCACAGCUCUUAUGCUGAUGGCAUCAACUGGAAAUCUGGGAAAGGGUAUCAUUACUCUUACAAAUACAUUGCCAUGAAAGUCAGACGACAGUAGGCAGUGGAAGGGCCAAGUAUGCACUCAGUAUCUUAUGGUUAAGAUACAGCACCACCACUAACUGUUGUUCCACCUUCCCCAUUGGCUGUUGCUACUAUCUUUGCUAAUGUAUCAAAAUGUCAAAAGAAAUGAUGCCUUUAAAAUCUAGCCUCUCUAGCAAUGCGACAUUUCUCUCUACAUUCUACAGCGCUGUGGUACCCCAAAUAAAACGUGCACGUGCUCACUAAUGUGUAAGGAAGGGCUGUCUUACUGACUAAUAGCUAAUCAAUAGAUCAGGUCAUAAACAGUGACUUCAGCAACUUGUUUACAUACAAACAGUUACUUGAAAGGGAAUUACAGCUCUUUUGCUGAUGGCAUCAACUGGGAAUCUGGGAAAGGGUAUCAUUACUCUUACAAAUACACUGCUAUGAAAAUCAGACCACAGUAGGCAGUGGAAGGGCCAAGUAUGCACUCAGUAUCUUAGGGUUAAGAUACAGCAUCACCACUAACUGUUGUUCCACCUUCCCCAUUGGCUGUUGCUACUGUCUUUGCCUUUAAAAUCUGUGACAUUGCUCUCUACAUUCUGCAGCGCUGUAGUAGCCCAAUAAAACAUAC